CUUUUUACAUUCUCACUCUCACCCUCAGUCUCAUCUCUCAUUCGCAUCUCCUCAUCACAGACAUUGCGCUCGCGAGAGCAAUUGUGCUCAUCAGUACAAGUAGUAAUCAGCCGUAAUACGCUCGGCUGCGGCUGGAAAUCGUUCCUCGGCUUUCCCCGCUUUUCCUUGCUCCACCCAGGGAUUUCCCUCGAGGCAGCAGCCAACCACCACUCUCUCUCUCUCUCUCUCUCCAUCCAUCCCAUCGCUGGGACUCGACAAUGGACGUCGUCCUCCCCCAUCACCAACCUCAACCUCAGCUCCUCGCACGCCAACGGCCACUCCCAUCUCCCAGCUCCUCAACCGCCUCCCACCACAUCACAAAGGCAGACCUCGACUUUUUGUCCCUCAUCUCCUCCGACUCUCCACCCGGUAACUCCUCCCCGGCAUCCACUGCCGCCGCCGGCAACGGCACCAGGAAACCCUCCUCUCGUGACCACGCCCUCGACGCUCUUCUCCUCCAGGCAGUCAUCGCAGGCAGCGCAGCAGACCUCACGCGCCACCACGUCGCCCACGGUGCUAUCAUGAAUACUGGCGCUUACACAUCCUGCGACCAGAGCCGCCCCUCCACCCCCAAUGCUCGGCCCGGCACUAACCGGCUGCCUGCCACCAGCGCCGCUCCUACUUCUCCAGUCGCGUCUCGCCAAGCACCCCGCUCGCUCCGUCUGCAAGCCGAGGCUGUCCAGCGUGCCCAGCUCGCUGCUGCGGCUGCCCCCGCCCCAGUUUCCAUGAAGAACAGGACACGGCGGAUGUCGACAGACCCCGCCCCCAUUGCCCACUUGUUGCAGCAGGCAUCACCUGCCCAUGUCAACUUUUACCACGGACGCAACUUGCCUCAAAGCAAGCCGCAGGGCCGGGCGAGCGUGCGCUGCAUGGCGCGGACUCGUGUGCCGACGCCGCACGGCGACGUUUUUCUCCAUCUCUACCACAACAGCCACGACGGGAAGGAGCACCUCGCGAUCGUGACGGAUCCCGUGCAGCUCGACCCCGCUGCGCGGCGGGCGGCGCCCAAGGGCCGCCGCGAGAUCCGAUCGCGCAGCCUCGACGCAUGCUGGCGCGACGGCGAAACGGACAUGGAGCGCGUCGUGCGCGGCGCCUACGUCGGCCGCCUCCUGCCCGGAUCAGAGGGGCAGGCAUCGGUGCCAAAGAGCCAGGCAGAGUACGCGGCGGAAGAUGCGGGCGAGUACGACGACGAGUGCGAGGCCGACUGCCUCCCGCUCGUGCGCAUCCACUCGGAGUGCUUUACGGGCGAGACCAUCGGGAGCAUGCGCUGCGACUGCGGCGAGCAGUUGGACGAAGCGAUGCGCCGCAUCGCCGAGCCCCAGCCCGUCGGCAAGUCCGACUACCUUCCCACACCGGAGGCAUCGCGCGCGCCCUCGCCAGGGCAGGCGAACGGGUCCUGCCCCGUCGUCCCCGGCCGCGGCGUCGUCAUCUACAUGCGGCAGGAAGGCCGCGGGAUCGGGCUCCUCGAAAAGAUCCGCGCAUACAACCUCCAAGACCUCGGCCACGACACAGUCACCGCCAACCUCAUGCUGGGGCACGGCGCCGACGAGCGCACGUACUCUGUCGCGGCGGAGAUUUUGCGCGACCUCGGGCUGGCGGGCGACGAAGCGCUCGGCCGUGGCGGCGUCCGCCUCCUCACCAACAACCCCGAGAAGGUCGAGGGCCUCGCGUCCGAGGGCAUCCGGAUUGCCGAGCGCGUCGGCAUGGUCCCCCGCGACUGGCAGUGCCAGGGGCACGCGGCUGAGGCGCUCGCGGCGCACGCGCCACAGUUGGACGACGAGGAGAGCGAGUACGGCGAGUGGCGCGCGCGGCGCGCCGGCGUCGGACUGUUGGGCGCGACGACGACGCGGGGGCCAGAACUCGAAAAGUAUCUUCGUACAAAGAUCGAGCGGAUGGGGCAUAUGAUUGACAUUCCCGAGUAGGAGGGCAUCUUGGAUCUUGUAUACGUAUGCAGCGGUGGCCAGUGA
Molecule: messenger RNA, 2006 nt
Organism: Cutaneotrichosporon oleaginosum
Lineage: Eukaryota; Fungi; Basidiomycota; Tremellomycetes; Trichosporonales; Trichosporonaceae
Source: RefSeq, a predicted model, not a curated record